Dermacentor silvarum is the source of this 1340-nucleotide messenger RNA. RefSeq lists its product as uncharacterized. NCBI's taxonomy places the organism in Eukaryota, Metazoa, Arthropoda, Arachnida, Ixodida, Ixodidae. Bases 232 to 1113 code for a protein of 293 amino acids. The record is from RefSeq and is a predicted model, not a curated record. The transcript has 10 exons.
CAGUUUCGCAAAAAGUGGCACAAAUCAUCCAAAGGCUGCCUAGUACGUAAUAACGCAUUACAGAUAUAUAUUAUUUGGUGUAACAUAACAUUGGUUAUACUACCUAAAUGACCAGUAGAAAAAUAUAUCCUUUUUAAUGGUAUAAGUGUUAACCUGGCAAUUAAACUAACGAAAUGACUGCUAACUCGAGCUGAAGCUCCUACAUGAUCUUAAAACUUUUUUUUCUCUCCAAUGUAUUCUGUGCCAGUGCACCACAUCGACUGCAACCAUUCAAUGUGCGCUAAAGGCAAGGAACAAAAACCAAGAAGUAAUAAAUUUGUAUGCUGUUUUUUUCUUCUUAUGCCCAGUGCACAAACAACAUGGCUCCCCCAUUGUGUGCUGUCUGACGUCGAGGUCAAGAGAGCAACUUCAACACAGCAAUCAUCGCCACAUCAACUGCAGGGCCAAGACUCAAAUCCACUGGAACACCAGCACAAGUCCUACAGUACAGCUGGAAACUACUUCGACAACCACAAAGCUCCAGACAGACCUGUGCACAAACAUGGCUCCCCCAUUGUGUGCUGUAUGACGUCGAGCUCAAGAGAGCAACUUCAACACAGCAAUCAUCGCCACAUCAACUGCAGUGCCAAGACUCAAAUCCACUGGAACACCAGCACAAGUCCUACAGUACAGCUGGAAACUACUUCGACGACCACUAAAACUCCAGACAAACCUGUGCACAAACGUGGCUCCCCCAUUGUGUGCUGUAUGACGUCGAGCUCAAGAGAGCAACUUCAACACAGCAAUCAUCGCCACAUCAACUGCAGGGCCUCGACUCAAAUCCACUGGAACACCAGCACAAGUCCUACAGCACAGCUGGAAACUACUUCGACGACCACUAAAACUCCAGACAAACCUGUGCACAAACAUGGCUCCCCCAUUGUGUGCUGUAUGACGUCGAGCUCAAGAGAGCAACUUCAACACAGCAAUCAUCGCCACAUCAACUGCAGGUGUCUAGACAUCAAGACUUCGAGGACUGCGUACUCGUUGACGCCGAACUCAAAUGAGGAGUAUACAAGAGCAUCUACGCAGGGGAAUUCGUCACACAAACUGAAGCACACAUCUACGUACUAGCAGAAGUUGUAAUCUGCGUUACAAAGGUGUACUUCAUACGCAAGGUCGCAGCUUCCCUUUGAGGAUGCAUUUGGAGGGGGCGUCAUAUGGAACACGGAAAUCGCAUGAAGACGGCUCGUGGAGUGACUUCUGGAGCGGACUAUUCGCCCGUGGCAUUUUCAGUUCCUGUAUGUUAUAAAAAGAUAGAAAAGAAAAUUACACCGGAACCUCUUUCUGUCGUUAUUAAA